GCCAGGAUUAAGCGGAUUUGAAAGUGAACAUUUAGGGUUGUUUGAGGUGAACAGAAAGCUGUUAUUGGACGUUGUCGUAAGGACACUAACUACCUCAGAAGAUGCAUUUUUGUGGACUACUCUACAACUGCCUCUCUGAAACGCAUCGAUAGAAUGAGUCAAGACAAUACAAGGAUAGAAAAGAACCUGGACUUUGGCUUUUCAGGCAAGGCGUAUGGGUCCUCGAGGAGUAUUGUGAGAAGAAUAGCCACCAAUCUUCCCCUUAAACCAUGCCCCAGGGUCCAUUUUCAGCUCAAUCCUUACACUGAAGGUGGUAGUGUCCUGAACAGUGCUGGGAGACAGAAUGGACUGGUUGCCUCUUUGGCUGAUGUCGUCUGGAUCGACAGGGAAGAGGAGGAAGAUGAAAAUGACUGGUUUGGAUUUGGUAGACCGAGGUCAGAAGCACCGUCAGGGCUCAUGUUCCGUUCUCACCCGCCUCAGCCCAAUCAACAACSUUUGCCCAGACGUAGAUCAUUACCCAGCCUGCACCAGGCCGAGCCAGAGCCCCAGGGUCAAACCCGCAGCAACGAUGAGGCCAUUCAGAAGAUCAGUGCUCUGGAGACGGAGCUGGCCAAACUCAGAGCCCAGAUCGCACAGAUAGUACUGACCCAAGAGCAGAACGCACAGACACCAGCCCCAGGUGGUCCUCCUGCCCCAGGUCGCCCUCCACCACCCUGCGCCCCUCCACCUCCACCUCCCCCUCCUCCACCCCCACUCAUGGGAUUCCAGCGGAGCUUCUCAGUCAUUGGCCUCAUCCAGGAGCGCCGUGGGAAGAAGACAGACGGCCAGACACUGCUGGACCAGGGGCCCAAGCAGGCAGAGGUCCCCAACAUGCUGGAUGUGCUUAAAGACAUCUGCAAAGUCAAGCUGCGCCCCGCUAAGAGCCGGCCAGAGGAGAGCCAAGCCAAGCCUAGUGAGCCCACAGAUGCUGCGUCUCUCAUCGCUAAUGCCUUGAAGCGCAAGUUUGCCCAUCGCUAUCGCCACAGCAGCAAUGAGGACAAGGAGUUUGACUUCCCAGCCUCUGAACUGAAACCUUUCUGUUCUGAAUUCCCCAAGACCGACAAAGUAGAGGUUCCCCUGGUAAGGCAGUACCGGUUGAAAACCCCAGCCCCUGUAGUGAAACUACACCCAGAGACACCCUUGUUUGGGCAGCACAUGUUGAAAUCUACUGGCCAGAGAAAGCUCCUCUGAGCACCCACAGAGAUGGUUUGAGUUCUGGACCUCCAGACACCCAUGGACACUUAAGUGCCUUAUCAACCUGUUUGUCACCGGUCUCUGUGGAUGGCCAUGUUGUUUCUGACUAGAUAUGCAAUCAAUCUACUCACCAACAGUAUUGCCUCAGUCUUCAGUUCUUGCACUUUGAUAACAUACCGUAUGUAAUAUAUAUAUUUGUUUUACUUUUGUUUCAUUUAAAUGUCUUAUUUUUGUUAAAUUGAUGCCAGUUUUGAAGUCUUCGAUCUUAAAUUAGGACGGUCCAAGAUUGGUUGUCAGAUUUUCUUUUAAUGUAGAUUCUUGUACCACAACUAAAUUCCAAUGACGUGUUCUGGAUAUAGUCUAACACUACAAAAUCCUAACAUUCCUCUCAACUGACAACUGACAAUAACUACAUGUAUUAAAGGGAAUUUAUGGGAUUGAACUGUUUCUAAGUGCACAGAGACAAAGGCUUAUCCAUGCCCUUUUCAAGGCAGUUUUAUUUAUUUUUGCCUCACUGGCUACUUCUUACUAGGGAUAGAGAUGUAUGCAGAGAAGAGGGAUCAUUUUUGUAAAUUGCAUCCUAGUCAAUACUUGUCAAGUUGUAGUUGCUACCAAUUAUCAAAGCGUCCAUGGUUGAUUUAAUUGUAUUUCAUCUUGUACUGGGACCAGUUCUGUACCUCACUAUGCAGAGUGGACCAAACUUACACUAAUAAUCUACGUCAUUUUAUUCAUUACUGGGCAAGAGGAUGUUUUAGUUCCAAUCGGUGUGUAUUCCAGAUCCAUGACAAGCCCAUUUUCAUCCUGAGGUAAUCUACUCCCUCUUUUUAAACCACAGAAAAUGUUUUCAUAUUAUAUUAAGGGAAACAUGUUAGUUUCAUACCAUAACCAGUUCCACUGAUGGUAAACAAUUGAAGACAUUGGCCAGUUUAUUUCAGUGACAUACUAAGCUUUGAACCUUUGCAUGGUGCGAGUAUGGACAACUGUCAGUAAUACUUGAUUUAAAACCCUAACUCAAACAUAGGGAUUGUGUGAGGGGAAAUGUCAUCCACAUUUGACAAACUUAGAAUCAAAUGUAUGAAUAAAACCAAUGAAACUCUG
Salvelinus sp. IW2-2015 is the source of this 2331-nucleotide messenger RNA. RefSeq names its product mitochondrial fission regulator 1 (gene mtfr1). Gene Ontology annotation, biological process: mitochondrial fission; aerobic respiration. The record is from RefSeq and is a predicted model, not a curated record. Gene Ontology annotation, cellular component: mitochondrion. Lineage: Eukaryota; Metazoa; Chordata; Actinopteri; Salmoniformes; Salmonidae.